Vitis riparia (riverbank grape) is the source of this 1639-nucleotide messenger RNA. RefSeq names its product dnaJ protein homolog. Gene Ontology annotation, biological process: protein refolding; response to heat. Gene Ontology annotation, molecular function: ATP binding; Hsp70 protein binding. Bases 148 to 1398 code for a protein of 416 amino acids. Gene Ontology annotation, cellular component: cytosol; cytoplasm. The record is from RefSeq and is a predicted model, not a curated record. NCBI's taxonomy places the organism in Eukaryota, Viridiplantae, Streptophyta, Magnoliopsida, Vitales, Vitaceae. The transcript has 7 exons.
CCAACGCAACCCUCUUUUGCCGUCGAGCGUGCUCUGCUCUCUCCGCUAAGCAGAUCCUCUGCGAUUCCUAUCUCCCUACUCAAUCUAGGUUUUCUUUUCAGGAUCGAGGGGUAGAUUUUUCGGUGGGGUUGCUUGGAAUCCGAUAAAAUGUUUGGUAGGGCUCCCAAGAAAAGCGAUAACACUAAGUACUAUGAUGUUCUUGGAGUUUCCAAGAACGCUUCGCAGGAAGAUCUGAAGAAGGCGUAUAGGAAGGCGGCGAUCAAGAACCACCCUGACAAGGGUGGUGACCCGGAGAAGUUUAAAGAGUUGGCACAAGCUUAUGAGGUAUUGAGCGACCCGGAGAAGCGGGAGAUAUAUGAUCAAUACGGAGAAGAUGCUCUGAAAGAAGGAAUGGGUGGUGGCGGUGGCGGCCAUGACCCCUUUGACAUAUUCCAAUCCUUCUUUGGUGGCAACCCAUUUGGUGGUGGUGGAAGCAGCAGAGGCCGGAGGCAAAGAAGGGGGGAGGACGUCAUCCACCCCCUUAAGGUUUCUCUGGAAGAUCUCUACAAUGGGACAUCCAAGAAACUGUCCCUUUCUCGCAAUGUAAUCUGCUCUAAGUGCAAGGGGAAAGGGUCCAAGUCAGGUGCAUCAAUGAAGUGUUCUGGGUGUCAAGGAUCUGGGAUGAAAGUUUCUAUUAGACACCUUGGCCCCUCUAUGAUCCAGCAAAUGCAACAUCCUUGCAAUGAGUGUAAAGGUACAGGUGAGACCAUUAAUGACAAGGAUCGAUGCCCACAGUGUAAGGGUGAGAAGGUUGUACAAGAGAAGAAAGUGUUGGAGGUCAUUGUAGAGAAGGGGAUGCAAAAUGGACAGAGGAUAACAUUCCCUGGAGAAGCUGAUGAAGCGCCUGACACAGUCACAGGUGACAUAGUUUUCGUCCUACAACAGAAAGAGCAUCCUAAGUUCAAGCGCAAGGGUGAUGACUUGUUUGUUGAGCACACCUUAUCCCUGACCGAGGCACUCUGUGGAUUUCAAUUUAUACUGACUCAUUUGGAUGGUAGACAGCUUCUCAUUAAAUCCCAUCCAGGAGAAGUGGUCAAGCCUGACCAAUUCAAGGCUAUAAAUGACGAAGGAAUGCCCAUUUACCAGAAGCCAUUCAUGAAGGGGAAAUUGUACAUUCACUUUGCAGUGGAUUUCCCUGACUCCCUGAACACGGAUCAGUGCAAAGCUCUUGAAGCAGUGCUGCCUCCGAGGACUUCAACACAGUUGACUGAUAUGGAGAUUGAUGAGUGUGAGGAGACUACCUUGCAUGAUGUCAACAUUGAGGAGGAGAUGCGGAGGAAGCAGGCUGCCCAGGAGGCAUAUGAAGAGGAUGAGGAUAUUCAUGGUGGUGCUCAGAGGGUGCAGUGUGCCCAGCAAUAAAUGGUGAACAAAGCUGGCGGUUGAAGGGGAGGGGGGAUGUCUAAGGGUGCAAUGGGCCUCACUAUUAAUGCUAGGUAAACCUGAAUUGGGGAAGAGAAUUUUGUUGACUAGCAACAAGACAAUAGACAAUGGUUUUCAAUUGUAGGUGCUGUCUGGAUUUGGAUGCAUUUGUUUGUGUGAGAGAAUACACUAUUUUUAAGCCUUUUAAAGCAAUUUGAGAAACCUAUUAUUAUGUUGAUUU